This is a messenger RNA of Adineta ricciae, 948 nucleotides long. The record is from the annotation of a GenBank genome assembly. Lineage: Eukaryota; Metazoa; Rotifera; Eurotatoria; Adinetida; Adinetidae.
AUGUGGACAGCAUGUACAACUCAGAUGAUCGCACGGGUUACAGGUUCGACGUUGUUUGCGAAGCAGAACCUUGUGUCUGUAUUAACAUUUGAACACCGGUCAAUGGCAACAGGAAGUGAUAAAACAUCACUUCCUGCUGGCGAGGUCGAAAAAAAUACGAAUUUGAUCAAUAGAAUGCGGAAUUUACGUGCACGAGGUCCUUAUGCGAGUUUUCUGAAAGAAAAUUACCAUGGUGUUAGUGAAAAGUAUCCGGAUUUGAAGUUGGGUGGAGUCGCCAAGAAAAUCUCUGAAAUGUGGAAAAAUUUACCUGUUGAAGAGAAAGAAACUUAUUUAAAAAAUAAUCGAGAUCAGAGACUAGCGUAUGAACAAGAAAAACAACGUUUAUCACCGAGCGAUUUGCAAACCAUUGAUGCAUAUGAAAACGCUAAGAGAAUUAAACUUCGUAUUAAGAAAACUGUGGAACAAUUGCCAAGGAAGCGACCACGUCCAGCUUAUAUACACUAUCUCUCCACGCUUGAUCGCACUGGAGCCAAUUUUAAAGACUUCAUAGCAGAUGCUGCUCGACGUUGGGCAAAGAUGUCUGCACAAGAGAAACAGCCAUUCGUAGAUCUUCAUGAAGGAGAAAAACAAGAGUAUAUCAAAGCUUUAACUGCUUGGGACGCAACACAAGCCGAACCAACGAAAAAAAGAUCUCCACGGUCAUCAUCAUCGACUGCCACCAAUAGAAAAGCUACUGCAACAAAAACGAAACGUGCAGUAUCCGCAACUGGUAAACAAACCGUAAAAAAGCACGCUAGUGGUACAUCAAAAGUUGCCGCUUCGACAAAGAAAACAACGAAAAGCAAAGCAACGCAAACCGCAAGUGAUAAAGAGAUCUCAUCAUCCGACGAUGAAUCAUCGCCGCAAAAAGUGACCAAGCCAACUAGUCCGAAGAAGAAGGACUCAUAA